GUGUGAAAAGAGUUUCUAUGAAGCUCGAGAUCUUCGGCAGCAUAUGAAUAAACAUUUAGGUGUGAAGCCAUUUCAAUGUCAGUUCUGUGGAAAAUGUUAUAGUUGGAAGAAAGACUGGUAUUCUCAUGUGAAGUCUCAUUCUGUCACAGACCCUUAUAGGUGUAAUAUAUGUGGUAAAGAAUUUUAUGAGAAAGCUUUGUACAGAAGACAUGUAAAGAAAGCCACACAUGGUAAAAAAGGAAGAGCAAAACAAAAUCUGGAACGAGUUUGUGAGCAUUGCGGAAGAAAAUUCACACAACUCCGGGAAUAUAGGAGACACAUGAACAAUCAUGAAGGUGUGAAGCCAUUUGAAUGUCUAACUUGCGGAGUAGCCUGGGCCGAUGCACGUUCAUUGAAGCGUCACGUGAGGACACAUACUGGAGAACGACCGUACGUCUGUCCAGUGUGCAAUGAAGCUUACAUAGAUGCCCGGACGCUACGGAAGCACAUGACCAAGUUUCAUAGGGACUACGUACCCUGCAAAAUUAUGCUGGAAAAAGAUACUCUUCAGUUUCAUAACCAGGGGACACAGGUGGAGCAUGCCAUCAGCAUUUUAGCAGCAGACAUGCAGGAACAAGAAACUGAGAUUAGCGUUGGUGGUGGUGAGAUUGAGACUGUGGUAGUGACAGGAGAGACGCUUGAAGCUAUCGAAGCAGUCGCAGCUACUGAGGAAUGUACAUCAGUCUCCACUCUUUCUGACCAAAGCAUCAUGCAGGUGGUAAAUUAUGUAUUGGCGCAACAGCAAGGACAGAAAAUGGCUGAAGUGACACAGGCCAUUGAAACGGUAGAAGUAGAAGUGGCCCAUGUUACAAAGACAGACUGA
Messenger RNA from Fulmarus glacialis (Northern fulmar), 862 nucleotides. Its product is annotated as zinc finger and BTB domain-containing protein 11-like. Gene Ontology annotation, biological process: regulation of transcription by RNA polymerase II. NCBI's taxonomy places the organism in Eukaryota, Metazoa, Chordata, Aves, Procellariiformes, Procellariidae. Gene Ontology annotation, cellular component: nucleus. Gene Ontology annotation, molecular function: DNA-binding transcription factor activity, RNA polymerase II-specific; RNA polymerase II cis-regulatory region sequence-specific DNA binding. The record is from RefSeq and is a predicted model, not a curated record. The annotation marks the transcript as partial. The transcript has 3 exons.